Molecule: messenger RNA, 5750 nt
Organism: Oncorhynchus mykiss (rainbow trout)
Lineage: Eukaryota; Metazoa; Chordata; Actinopteri; Salmoniformes; Salmonidae
Source: RefSeq, a predicted model, not a curated record
AAAUUGUAUCUAUAGUACAGCAUAUGACUGAACAUACAGCUUGUAGUAAUUGGACUGAUAGUUAUUGCCCAAUGCAAUGGAGGAACUAAAUAGCUGCGAUCGAAGUUGGUUUGCACUUUGCUCAGUAGUCGCAGUUGGCAGCUGGCUUUCACUUUCUACGUGUGGUCUAAUGCUGGUGUUAUAAUGGACUUUCUACGUGUUGUCUAAUGCUGGUGUUAUAAUGGACUUUCUGUGGUGUGACCAUGGACACAUGUGAUGUGAAGAUGUACUACAUCAUCAUAGAGAAACAAAUGUUGCUCAUCAAUGCUGGCCACAUCUGUUACAUCCAGGAGAGCAGGUACAUGUCAAGGCUUAGCAGAUCUGAAUGUCUGCAGGAAUUGCCUGUCAUUUGUAUGGGCUCCAGUUAUGACAGGCUCCUGAAAGUAAACCACCUAAAACCAGUGACUGCUAAGGAGGCAGAGCUGCUGCAAGCCCUAGGAGAGGACUCAGAGAGACUGAAGUGGUAUUUAGAGAGGGAUGCUUUGGCUACAGCCCUGGGUUUAACUAAGGAUACACCUGUCACUGUGGAGUUGGAUGGGAAGUGGCUGCAGGGAAUUGUACGGUACAUUGGAAGGUUGACAGAGCCAAAGUUCACAGACCCCAUCGUAGGAACCUUCUUUGGCAUCGAACUACAGGGAGAAGACAAAGGAAAGGGACCAACAGAUGGGACAUAUCUGUCAAAAACCCUAUUCUCCUGCAAGAAAGACUGUGGGAUUUUUGCUCCAUUUUCCAGAGUGAAACCCAUGUUUUCCAAACCCAAAUUGGUGUCCAAGUGUCUGACCUUUCCAGCAGCCCAGCUGGCCACGCAACCGUCGUCCCAACAGGCCCACCAUCAGCCCCUCUCCACCGGAGACAGAGUCACCUUCUUCAUGGACGAGGACAUCCUCCAUGGGAUGGUGAUGGAUCUGGAGGAGAAGGAGGGCAAGACCUUAGUCAUCAUCUCUACUGACCGGGAUGAGAAGAUCACCCUACCGCUGGACAGCGUCAUCAAAGGGGACCUGCUUCAACAGGAGCCUGAGCCUAUGGAGACUGAUAAGGCCGUUAUGUCUAUGGAGGAGGUUCACCCCUUGGGGCUUGGUGUUGACUCUCUAGUGGAGGUGACUCUGGCUAUAGGACCUGGCUAUGGAACCAUCCGCUGGAUAGGCACUUUGCCUGGGCAGAUAGGAACCUACGCUGGACUGGAGCUGGAGGAUGGGUACACUGGGGUUAGUAAUGGUACCUUUAAAGACCAUCGGUUCUUCAGAUGUCUUCCUAGACAAGGUCUCUUCGUCAAGCUUCUAUCCUGCCGGCCUGACUCCCGCUUCCAGGGGGCAUCAGCCAAUGUCCUUCAAGAGAGACAGGCGUUGCGCAGCCCUGGGGCGCUCCCCUCCUCCCCCAUCGCCUCUGACCAGGUCGAGAGGAUGCUGAUUGGUCGAAUGAAGGGGAUCCAGGGCCAUAUAAACUCUUGCUACAUGGACUCCGCCCUCUUCAGUCUGUUCUCCUGUUCCUCAGUGUUGGACUCCCUGCUGUUUAAGUCAACAGAGCCUAGGGAUGCCCCCAUCCAGAGUACCCUGCUACAUGACAUCGUCAACCCGCUCCGCAGUGAAGGUUUUGUGGAAGGGAGACACAUUAUGAAGCUUCGUCAGCAGCUGCAGGAGCUUGGAUACUGCCACACAUUCACCACAGAGGAGAAAGAUCCAGAAGAGUUUCUUACCCUCAUUAUGCACCAUAUUUUCUGUCUGGAUCCUCUCCUCAAACUGUCAGCAGGGGGAAAGGUCCAGGACAGUUACUGUUAUCAAAUCUUCCUGGAUAACAACCACAGCCUGGUUCUGCCUACAGUCCAACACCUGCUGGAACACUCCUUCCACAGCGCAGGACUCAAACUGGCAGAGGUGCCGUCUUGUCUGAUCCUCCAGAUGCCUCGCUUUGGGAAGAAGUUCAAGAUGUUUCAGAAGAUUAUCCCUUCACUGGAGCUGGACAUUACUGACCUCCUCUCUGAAGGUCCCCAGCAGUGUGUGUUGUGUGGUCAGCUGGCAUAUGAGGAGUGUGUGGACUGCUUCAGAGACCCAGUCUUCAGCAGGACAGGAUUUAAAGUGUUCUGCAGGACCUGCUCCUCUCAGGUGCACUCUCACCCCGAGCGGCUGUCCCACAGCCCCUCCCCCCUGCAGCUCCCUGAGGGUUACCCCGCCCCCACUACCCUCCGAGCCCCUCACCCUGCCCCACCCAGAGAGAGACUGGAGCUGUUUGCAGUGCUGUGCAUAGAGACCAGUCACUAUGUCUCCUUCAUCAAACAUGGACCAAACAGCACAGACUGGAUCUUCUUUGACAGCAUGGCUGACAGACAUGGAGAGAGGGAUGGCUUCAACAUUCCCCAGGUGGAGGCAUGUCCAGAGGUUGGCAUGUACCUGGUCAUGUCACCCGCCGAGCUGGCCAACCAGGUGCCUCGGGACAUGAAGGGCGUGGCUAAGCGUCUGUUCUGUGAUGCCUACAUGUACCUGUACCAGAGUACCAGCAUCAGCCUCUACCGCUGACAGAAGGCAGGACCACAUGGCAUCGGGCAGAAAAGGGAGCGCCUCAAAGCUGAAUAAAUCAACAGUGAUAACAUCUUCUCACCACUUCAUAUUCCUAAUGUGAUCAGAGGGAGAUGAGAGAGGGUCAGAGAGAGAGAUAGAAUCACUUAGAGGUAGGGACAGAGGCUGGGGGGCGGGGGCAUUGCUUUUGGAAGGCUGUUGGAGCACUUUUCUUUAGGAAGUGGGUUAACUAAGGAGAUCAUUUGAUCUGAUAAACAUUAACACAGGAGCAGCAUACUAUUUAGCCUCAAUCUAUAUGAAAUAAUAAACAUGUUUGUUAUAUCUCUGUGCUCAAAAGGUUAUUCUGAGGUGAGCCUCUGGCGUACGACUGGGCUACAUCCCAAAUGGCACCCUGUUUCGUAUAAAGUGCACUACUUUUGACCAGAGUACUACAUACUGUAGGGAAUGGGGUGUGAUUUGGGAUACAUCUGGGCUUACACAAGGCAGGUAUUGAUGUACAGAAAAUCACAUCUCUUUGACAUUUAUAGAGCCAAUUUAUAUGGAAUUGCCAAUUUUCUAACUUCCCCCUUUUCUACUCUGUGAGGUCAUUAUGGUGCAAAAUGAAAGGAAUUAAACCAUUUUCUACUCUGUGAGGUCAUUAUGGUGCAAAAUGAAAGAAAUUAAACCCUUUUCUACUCUGUGAGGUCAUUAUGGUGCAAAAUGAAAGAAAUUAAACCCUUUUCUACUCUGUGAGGUCAUUAUGGUGCAAAAUGAAAGGAAUUAAACCAUUUUCUACUCUGUGAGGUCAUUAUGGUGCAAAAUGAAAGAAAUUAAACCCUUUUCUACUCUGUGAGGUCAUUAUGGUGCAAAAUGAAAGAAAUUAAACCCUUUUCUACUCUGUGAGGUCAUUAUGGUGCAAAAUGAAAGGAAUUAAACCCUUUUCUACUCUGUGAGGUCAUUAUGGUGCAAAAUGAAAGAAAUUAAACCAUUUUCUACUCUGUGAGGUCAUUAUGGUGCAAAAUGAAAGAAAUUAAACCCUUUUCUACUCUGUGAGGUCAUUAUGGUGCAAAAUGAAAGAAAUUAAACCCUUUUCUACUCUGUGAGGUCAUUAUGGUGCAAAAUGAAAGGAAUUAAACCCUUUUCUACUCUGUGAGGUCAUUAUGGUGCAAAAUGAAAGAAAUUAAACCCUUUUCUACUCUGUGAGGUCAUUAUGGUGCAAAAUGAAAGAAAUUAAACCCUUUUCUACUCUGUGAGGUCAUUAUGGUGCAAAAUGAAAGAAAUUAAACCCUUUUCUACUCUGUGAGGUCAUUAUGGUGCAAAAUGAAAGAAAUUAAACCCUUUUCUACUCUGUGAGGUCAUUAUGGUGCAAAAUGAAAGAAAUUAAACCCUUUUCUACUCUGUGAGGUCAUUAUGGUGCAAAAUGAAAGAAAUGAAACCCUUUUCUACUCUGUGAGGUCAUUAUGGUGCAAAAUGAAAGGAAUUAAACCCUUUUCUACUCUGUGAGGUCAUUAUGGUGCAAAAUGAAAGAAAUUAAACCCUUUUCUACUCUGUGAGGUCAUUAUGGUGCAAAAUGAAAGAAAUUAAACCCUUUUCUACUCUGUGAGGUCAUUAUGGUGCAAAAUGAAAGGAAUUAAACCAUUUUCUACUCUGUGAGGUCAUUAUGGUGCAAAAUGAAAGAAAUUAAACCAUUUUCUACUCUGUGAGGUCAUUAUGGUGCAAAAUGAAAGAAAUUAAACCCUUUUCUACUCUGUGAGGUCAUUAUGGUGCAAAAUGAAAGAAAUUAAACCCUUUUCUACUCUGUGAGGUCAUUAUGGUGCAAAAUGAAAGAAAUUAAACCCUUUUCUACUCUGUGAGGUCAUUAUGGUGCAAAAUGAAAGAAAUUAAACCCUUUUCUACUCUGUGAGGUCAUUAUGGUGCAAAAUGAAAGGAAUUAAACCCUUUUCUACUCUGUGAGGUCAUUAUGGUGCAAAAUGAAAGAAAUUAAACCCUUUUCUACUCUGUGAGGUCAUUAUGGUGCAAAAUGAAAGAAAUUAAACCCUUUUCUACUCUGUGAGGUCAUUAUGGUGCAAAAUGAAAGAAAUUAAACCCUUUUCUACUCUGUGAGGUCAUUAUGGUGCAAAAUGAAAGAAAUUAAACCCUUUUCUACUCUGUGAGGUCAUUAUGGUGCAAAAUGAAAGAAAUUAAACCCUUUUCUACUCUGUGAGGUCAUUAUGUUGCAAAAUGAAAUAAAUUAAACCCUUUUCUACUCUGUGAGGUCAUUAUGGUGCAAAAUGAAAGAAAUUAAACCCUUUUCUACUCUGUGAGGUCAUUAUGGUGCAAAAUGAAAGGAAUUAAACCCUUUUCUACUCUGUGAGGUCAUUAUGGUGCAAAAUGAAAGGAAUUAAACCCUUUUCUACUCUGUGAGGUCAUUAUGGUGCAAAAUGAAAGAAAUUAAACCCUUUUCUACUCUGUGAGGUCAUUAUGGUGCAAAAUGAAAGAAAUUAAACCCUUUUCUACUCUGUGAGGUCAUUAUGGUGCAAAAUGAAAGGAAUUAAACCCUUUUCUACUCUGUGAGGUCAUUAUGGUGCAAAAUGAAAGGAAUUAAACCCUUUUCUACUCUGUGAGGUCAUUAUGGUGCAAAAUGAAAGGAAUUAAACCCUUUUCUACUCUGUGAGGUCAUUAUGGUGCAAAAUGAAAUGAAUUAAACCCUUUUCUACUCUGUGAGGUCAUUAUGGUGCAAAAUGAAAGAAAUUAAACCCUUUUCUACUCUGUGAGGUCAUUAUGGUGCAAAAUGAAAGGAAUUAAACCCUUUUCUACUCUGUGAGGUCAUUAUGGUGCAAAAUGAAAGAAAUUAAACCCUUUUCUACUCUGUGAGGUCAUUAUGGUGCAAAAUGAAAGAAAUUAAACCCUUUUCUACUCUGUGAGGUCAUUAUGGUGCAAAAUGAAAGGAAUUAAACCCUUUUCUACUCUGUGAGGUCAUUAUGGUGCAAAAUGAAAGGAAUUAAACCAUUUUCUACUCUGUGAGGUCAUUAUGGUGCAAAAUGAAAGGAAUUAAACCCUUUUCUACUCUGUGAGGUCAUUAUGGUGCAAAAUGAAAGGAAUUAAACCCUUUUCUACUCUGUGAGGUCAUUAUGGUGCAAAAUGAAAUGAAUUAAACCCUUUUCUACUCUGUGAGGUCAUUAUGGUGCAAAAUGAAAGAAAUUAAACCCUUUUCUACUCUGUGAGGUCAUUAUGGUGCAAAAU